Messenger RNA from Microthlaspi erraticum, 750 nucleotides. The record is from the annotation of a GenBank genome assembly. NCBI's taxonomy places the organism in Eukaryota, Viridiplantae, Streptophyta, Magnoliopsida, Brassicales, Brassicaceae.
AUGGUGAUUUGCGGGAACAGCAAGGCGGCGCCUGAGUUGGUGAACUCUAAGACGUGGGUGUUAUGGGACAUGGACUCCUGUCCGGUUCCCGAUGGUUAUGAUGCUCGUCGGGUCCGUCCAAGCAUAGAAUCGGCGUUGAAGAAUUUAGGGUACAUGGGUCCUGUUACCAUCUCCGCCAUGGGCAACCUAGAGAAGAUCCCUUCUCAAGUCCUGCAAGGACUCUCUUCCACUGGAAUCGCUGUUAAACACUGCCUUUCCGAAGCAGUGGAUAGACACUUCUAUAAUGAUAUUUCGGAAUUCAAAUCCCUCAAUCCACCUCCGGCGACAAUAAUGAUCAUAUCCGAUAAGGUGGAAUCCGAAAUGACUCCUGAUCUUUGCCGGAGUCAACAAAUUAGGUGUGGAUACAACCUUGUUCUGGCAUCUAUAUAUCCUACUAGGGGGCACGUGUCGUCCUACUUGCACACUACUGCAGAGUGGCUCUGGGAAACCAUGUUGGGGGCUGAUCAACAGGAGACGAGAAGCUUUGUUCUUCACAAGUGCACUGAAUCUGGAAAAUCUACCCCGCUUUUCUGCGGUUCAUGCAAUUUUACUGCCCCAAGCGUUACAAAUCUCACCCGUCAUCUCUCCAGUAAAAAACAUAAACGGGCGGAGAUUCAAAUGGUUGAGUCUAUGAAGCCAGACCCAGCGCUCAAUUACUGGGAUGAGCAUCCAAAGGGAAAGGCAAGUUUUAACAUCUCAAGUUACUUAUAA